Molecule: messenger RNA, 249 nt
Organism: Penicillium verhagenii
Lineage: Eukaryota; Fungi; Ascomycota; Eurotiomycetes; Eurotiales; Aspergillaceae
Exons: 1
Coding region: 1-249 (82 amino acids)
Source: RefSeq, a predicted model, not a curated record
AUGUGGGCGCUUUUUAUCGCAAGUUGUGUCGUUCAGGAGGAUUCACGAGUAAAGAUUCUUGCCUGGUUCACCGUGUUGAAGCGAAAUAAACCGAUCAGCAACGUGCCCUCAACAAUGGCUGCUGUCGAAGCAAUAUGGAAACGUGAUGAUCUUCAUCCUGGCGAGCCAUAUGUUAACCAGCACUCACCAAUCACAGCACCGUGGAUGGCUGUCAUUUCCCAACUUGGAUGGAAGAUGCCAUUCACAUGA